CUUCAACCGCAAAACCAGAUACAACGGAUCCCUCAACUAUCAAAACCGGUGCAGAUUACGUCUCUCGGCAGUUUUUAUAGCGGUUUUGGCUGACGUGGCGCCUAUGUGGCUAAUUUGACUCGGUCUCGAUCUGACGUGGCGCUUACGUGGCAAUUUGCUCCAGAAAAAUAAUAAAACCAGUGGGACCCACAUGUCAGUUUCACACACAAAAAUAAUAAUAAUAAUGGUGGGACCCAUGUGGGCCCCAUAUGUCAUCCUCUUUCUCCCCUCUCAUCUCUAUCCUCUCUCUGUCUCUCCGGUGGGAGAGGACCACGUGAGGUCCGCCGUGCCGAGGCUCGGGAAGGCCGAUGGCGCACAGGAGGCGGACCUCGCCGUCGACGCCGCCGCCUGCUCCGUGCACUGCCACGCCUACGUCGCCAAGGACACAUCCAAGUUAAGCAGAGCACCACCGUUGCCACGAACACCAUUUGAUGACAACACUUCUUGAAGAAAUCGAUUGGAUCAAGCAGGUGCUGCGGAUGCGCGGCUUCCAAAGAAACCUCGUCUACACGCGCGCGUGCAUGUGCCUCAACAUCAUCCCUCUCUCCCGGCCAUGCGCGAUCAGGUACCUGUCGAUACAGUGGGGCAUCGACCUAUCCAAGGUGGCGGUGCUCGUCGGCGAGAAGGGCGAUACCGACAGGGAGCGCCUCCUCCCGGGGCUGCACAGGACGGUGAUCCUGCCGGGGAUGGUCGCCGCCGGCAGCGAAGAGCUCCUCUGCGACGAGGACGGGUUUACCACGGAGGACGUCGUGGCCAUAGAGUCCCCCAACAUCGUCACCCUUGCUGACGGCCAGGACAUCGCCGCCGCCGCCGACCUCCUCAAGGCCAUCUGA
This is a messenger RNA of Oryza sativa Japonica Group (Japanese rice), 872 nucleotides long. RefSeq names its product probable sucrose-phosphate synthase 5. The record is from RefSeq and is a predicted model, not a curated record. NCBI's taxonomy places the organism in Eukaryota, Viridiplantae, Streptophyta, Magnoliopsida, Poales, Poaceae.